GUUACCCUCAUGCAGUAAAAGCAUCGAAGAAGACACACAAAAAAAUGAUGCCGCUUCUAGGUACUGUCUUUCUAUAGCAGUCUCAGCCUAAAAUAGCAAUUUAACACUGUCAUGUUAAGCGUUGGAUAAAUAGUUAAAAGGCAGAAUUUCAGUAUAUCAAUUAAGGAGCACUCGUGUCCCCGGAAAAGGGGACAUCAGAGCCAUGGCAACUGCGCAGUCUGUUGUAACGUUUGCAGUGUGCAUCCUCAUGAUAACAGAGCUGAUACUUGCCAGAAAGGACUACUAUGAUAUACUGGGGGUGCCUAAAGAUGCUACUGAGCGACAAAUAAAAAAGGCUUUCCACAAGCUUGCAAUGAAAUAUCACCCGGAUAAGAACAAGAGCCCAGACGCUGAAGUGAGAUUCAGGGAAAUUGCAGAAGCUUAUGAAACAUUAUCAGAUGAAACUAAAAGAAGAGAAUAUGACCGGAUUGGUGACACCUCUGCAUACUUCACCGGGGAGACGCAAGGCAGACAUAGACAGGGUGCCAACCAACCCUUCACCUUCAAUUUCGAUGACAUUUUCAAGGACUUUGACAUCUACAGUCAGAACAGGCACACCCGUCACCGUAGACACUUUGAUGAACACUCCAGGUCCCACAAGGAGGCCCACGGCAGACAAAAGAGACACUUUCAUGGAAGUUUUGGAGCGGGUAUCUUUGAUGACAUGUUUGACGACAUAGAAAGAAUGUUUACUUUUGAUGGGCACACCAAACAGACUGAAAACAGGUUUCAUGGUGCAUCAAAACAGCACUGCAGAACAGUGACUCAGCGUAGAGGAAACAUGGUAACCACAUACACAGACUGUACGGCAUCUUAAGAUGCAAUGUGAAAUUACCUCUGACUCAAAAUUGCCUUAAGGGAAUACAGUACUGUUGUACUGAUAAGGUGACAGAAAGCCAUUUGGAUCAAAUGCUGUGAAAUUUGAACAGUGACAUUGAGAUCUGACAUUCAGGCACAGAUUGACAGUGAUCAUUCAGUUUACUUAGUUUAGGCCUAAAUUCAAAUAAGCUAUGUUUUGUUAAAUCUAUUCCCUGUGUGUGCUCAUGGACUUGUACAUGAUUGUAGUGGUUUUUCAAUUAUGGUUGAAGAAAUCAGAAACAGAGUAUGUUAUCAGUAUUUUUAAGCACCUUUUUUGAUAGUGAAAUUUGUUAAGUUUACUGUUUGGUAAAAUAAAACAAUCAUACUGAAUUUGGCACAGGAAUACCCAUGUGUAAGUUCAUCACUAGCUCACUACUUCCACUUUUUUUUUUGUACUGUGUUUACUUUUAGUUUCUAUUGUAUAGGUUUUGUCGUGGUAGGCCUCAAAACACAACGGAAGGUAGAAACAAUUGCAGCCAGUGGGGUUUUGCUUAUGGUUGUCAAAUGGGGAGCCAAGUCAACAAAAAUCCUCUUUGUUUGUUUAACUGGUGCUACUACAUCUAGUCAAAAAUAUUCAUCUACUCUAAACUGUCAGUCACGCUUUUUGAACAUAAUACAUUUUAACAUUUGUGAUUUAUUUUCCAUCAGUGCAAAGUAUCCAUCAGUUAAAGUAGGAUUGUAGAUACCUGAAAUAGAAAACUCAAUUAGACAUCCAGAUUGAGGCCACGUUUGAAACCAUUUCAAAACCAUUUACAAAUCACACUCCUAAUAUUUUAUAGAUGCAGAGUGUUACAUCAUAAUUAAAAAUUCCAGUGCUUGAAAUUGAACUAAAAAUCCUCAAAUGUAGGUCUUUGAGAACUUUUGACUGGCGUGUUAGACAAACCAAAACGAAUGUUUUAUGUGUAACUUACAGACCGUUUUCCUAAUAUAUCUGUUACCUCGUACCUUUUAAACAAGUUAGUGACCUUCUGCACUGUAGUGUGCAGUUCAUUUCCUCAUGUGCAUCAUGUUGUAAAAUUUCCAAUAGCACUUUUAAUUUUGUAUACUUAAAAAAUAAAAAGUAGACACUAAA
Molecule: messenger RNA, 1969 nt
Organism: Scatophagus argus
Lineage: Eukaryota; Metazoa; Chordata; Actinopteri; Scatophagidae
Gene: dnajb9a
Product: DnaJ heat shock protein family (Hsp40) member B9a
Exons: 3
Coding region: 203-856 (217 amino acids)
Cellular component (GO): endoplasmic reticulum
Molecular function (GO): protein-folding chaperone binding; misfolded protein binding
Source: RefSeq, a predicted model, not a curated record